GUGGACUUAACCGGGCGGAAGUCGGGGCCCUGGCUAGUUCUGAGUGGUUGCGGAGAGCCGUGAAAAGUGUUUUAAUAACAAAAUAUUAAAACAGUCGGUGUGCGAAUCCGGCUUCAUGUUCUCUGGAAAUAACACAUAUUAUUUUCCAGCGUAGCACGUGUUUCCUAGUGACAGAGCAGCAGCCGGCUGGGAAGCCUUCGCUUCGGAAGGUGGGCUCGAGUCGAGGUGCAGGUCCAGGUCCAGGUCCAGGAAACGCCCGGCGCGCGGCGGGGUCCUCGGACCGAGAGCCUAAGCGCUUAUUUCCCGGCGGGGUUCAGUAAACGUUCAGAAUCAAUGAACACUGUGACUGUCUGUCUGUGUGUCUAUCUUCGCUCCCUAGUAUUUGUAAUUAUCACUACUAGUGUCACUUUGUAAGCGUUCACUACUGCUCACUUGUGCUCAUUGAUGUGUGCUUGGUCGCUAGCUUUUAAUCAUUUUUAAUUGUUUUCAUACUGGUCACCUGCUCCUGUUCAGUGAUGACGUUCAUUACUGGUCACUAGUCUGCGCUCACGUGCACUGGCUUUCAGUACAGACAGUCUGUGUGUAUUGAUCGUUGAUGGUGUCCCUGUCACCGUCGCUGUUGUCGCUGAGGGUCUAGUGAAGCCUUGCUAUACUGGGAAGAAGGUAGCGUGGUUUGUACCCUCAGAUGCAAGUCCAGAAUGUUUGCUGCCCUUCAGCUUCCUCCUUGGUUCUCUUAAGCUUCCCCAGAGCAGCACCUGUUCCCCGUGGAGAAGCCCAGCCUGGCCCUCCAGUGCCAAGUUUACCCAUCACCGAUCGCAUCUGGCCUGAUCCCCUGUCAGGCUUUUUGUCCAGGGUAGCCUCUGCUCAGCUCCAUGGCAGGUCGGGGAGGACAGGCUAGAUCCAACGGGCCUGCGGGGGGUAACAAGAUCUGCCAGUUCAAGCUGGUGCUCCUGGGGGAGUCGGCAGUGGGCAAGUCCAGCCUGGUGCUGCGCUUCGUCAAGGGUCAGUUCCAAGAGUACCAGGAGAGCACCAUCGGAGCGGCCUUCCUUACACAGACGGUAUGUUUGGACGACACAACCGUGAAGUUUGAGAUCUGGGACACGGCUGGUCAGGAGCGAUACCACAGCUUGGCACCCAUGUACUACAGAGGGGCCCAGGCGGCCAUCGUGGUGUACGACAUCACUAACGCGGACUCAUUUGCACGAGCAAAGAACUGGGUGAAGGAGCUCCAGCGACAAGGAAGCCCAUACAUCGUGAUCACCCUGGCCGGCAACAAGGCUGACCUUGCCAGCAAGAGAGAGGUUGACUUACAGGAAGCACAAGCGUAUGCAGACGACAACAGCCUGCUCUUCAUGGAGACCUCGGCCAAGACAGCCAUGAACGUGAACGACAUCUUUAUGGCCAUAGCUAAGAAACUGCCGAAGAGCGAGCCGCAGGGGGGAGCAGGGCCGGGAGGCCGAGCCCAUGGUGCGGUGGACCUGCAGGACGCGACCCCUGAGCACCGCAGCGGCCAGUGCUGUAGCGCAGGCAACUAGAUGAGCGUCCAGGUCCGGCGUCACCGAGACUAAAGCAAGUCAGAAGGAGGGAGGAAAUGUCGAGGCGCCCUUAACAGAGCCUUAAAAUGCUCACCGUUGUUCUGUUUGGAGCAUUUUUGUACUUACUGUAAGCUGAAGGAGAAUGUACAGGGCCUCCUCCCUUACAUAUACAGACACACCUGCAGCCUCUGCACCCUGUUCCUUUAUAAAUACUAAUUCAGUUGUGUCUUGAGUCACUGUACAAAAUGAAGCAACAUGUUUUCAUGAUCAAAAUUGC
This is a messenger RNA of Scleropages formosus (Asian bonytongue), 1812 nucleotides long. Its product is annotated as ras-related protein Rab-5C-like. Lineage: Eukaryota; Metazoa; Chordata; Actinopteri; Osteoglossiformes; Osteoglossidae. Gene Ontology annotation, molecular function: GTP binding; GTPase activity. The transcript is spliced from 8 exons. The record is from RefSeq and is a predicted model, not a curated record. Bases 873 to 1535 code for a protein of 220 amino acids.